Messenger RNA from Haemonchus placei, 237 nucleotides. The record is from the annotation of a GenBank genome assembly. Lineage: Eukaryota; Metazoa; Nematoda; Chromadorea; Rhabditida; Trichostrongylidae.
AUGAGGAACAAAAUGUUGUCGAAGAAGAAGUCCCAGGCGUACCUGCCGAGCCCGACAACAAUAAUGUCAAUCAACAGCAAGAACAACAAGAAGAAGAAUAAGAACAACAACAAGGACUUCAGCAACUACAACAAGGAUUUCAACAACAACAAUAACAAGGGCACGACCACGGGCAACCAGCGUUCAACUUCGAGGGAAUUCGACGUCAGCUACCCGAAGAAGAAGACGUUUCCCUAA